UGUCAGUGUGUAGUCCCUGAGUGGAGCAAAAGCCUAGUAGCCAGCCAGCCAGCCAGCCAGCAUCUCAGCUCAGCAGCCAGCAACUCCCUCCCUCUGGACCCCACCACAGCAGCAGUAUGACACUGGAAAAGGUCGACCCCGUGGAGGUGUUUGACGCCGGGGACAAGGGCCGAGGCCUGCGCACAACCAAAGCGCUGGUGAUCGGAGAUGUUGUGUUUACCGAGGCCAGCUUCUCUGCUGUGGUGUUCGACAGUCUGUCUAUGCAGGUAUGUCACAACUGCUUCCGCCGGCAUGCCAGCCCACACCGCUGUGCCCAGUGCAAGUUUGCCCACUACUGCGACCGCACGUGUCAGCGUGCAGCCUGGGACGAGCACAAGAGGGAGUGCGCUGCCAUCAGGACAGCGGGCAAGACCCCCAAAGAGAACAUCCGCCUGGCGGCGCGUGCCAUGUGGCGCAUGCUGAAGUACGGGGGGAAGGUGGUGGACAGUCAGCUGACCAGCCUGGACCUGCUGCAGGACCACAUCUCUGACAUGGUCGACGAGGACCUGAAGGAGCUGCAGGACGACGUCCAGAGAUUCCUGGAGUACUGGCCCAAGACCAAAAGAGCACUGGGGACAGAGUACAUCUCGCACCUCCUUGGAGUGAUUAAAGUAAACGGCUUCACUCUGAGUGACCAGCGAGGGCUGCAGGCUGUCGGUGUGGGUCUCUUCCCUAAUCUGUGUCUGGUCAACCACGACUGCUGGCCCAACUGCACUGUUAUCCUCAACCAUGGCAAUCAGUCUGCUCUGGACUCCGCAUUUCACUCCCAGAGAAGAAUUGAGUUGCGUGUGCUAGGCACCAUCCCAGAGGGAGAGGAGCUGACUGUGUCCUACAUUGACUUCCUGAAGCUGUCCAAAGACCGCCAGCAGCUGCUGAAGAAGCAGUACUACUUUGACUGCAAAUGUGAGCACUGCAGCAAAGGCAUCAAAGACGACCUCAUGAUGGCCACCAAAACGGACGAAAAGCCCUCUGCAGACCAGGUGAAGGAGGUGACAGAGUUCGGCCUGAAGGCUUUUGAGAAGAUUGAGGAGGCACGCAUCUCUGGGGACUUUGAAGAGGUGGUGAAGCUGUGCCGUGAGUGCCUGCAGAAACAGGAGGCAGUGCUGGCCGACACACACCUGCACCACCUGAGAGUGCUGAGCAUAGCCAGUGAGGUGCUCUCCUUCAUGCGCUCCUUCAAGGAAGCUGCAGAAUGCGCCAGCCGCAUGGUGGUCGGAUAUGGGAAACUGUACCAUCCAAGCAACGCCCAGCUUGGCAUGGCCACCAUGCGGGCAGGAGUGACUAACUGGCAUGCAGGACUCAUCGAGGUGGGCCACGGCUUGAUAUGCAAGGCCUUUGCCAUCCUCAUGGUGACCCAUGGCCCACACCACUCCAUCACAAAAGACCUGGAGGUGAUGCGCUCACAGACAGAAGCAGAGCUGCAGAUGUUCAAACAGAAUGAGAAAGCCUAUCAGAGCGUGCGGGAGGCAGCACUGUUCGGAAAGCCACUGGCUGAGCCAAUCAAGGAGCAAGUCAAGGAGCUCGUCCAGGGUGCCAAAUAGGCCCUCACACACACACACACAAAUGCAUUCACAUACACACACAUACCACACAAACACAUACACACUCACAUACACACACACACACACACACAAAUGCAUUCACAUACACACACAUACCACACAAACACAUACACACUCACAUACACAUACCUACCUACACAUACCUACAAAGGAAACAAGACUGGCAAUACCAAACAGGUGGUUUUGAAUGAACUAAUAAAACACUGUGACUCAC
Clupea harengus (Atlantic herring) is the source of this 1815-nucleotide messenger RNA. It is a transcript of the gene smyd1a, whose product is annotated as SET and MYND domain containing 1a. Gene Ontology annotation, cellular component: nucleus. The record is from RefSeq and is a predicted model, not a curated record. Gene Ontology annotation, molecular function: protein binding. Lineage: Eukaryota; Metazoa; Chordata; Actinopteri; Clupeiformes; Clupeidae.